Messenger RNA from Prorocentrum cordatum, 557 nucleotides. The record is from the annotation of a GenBank genome assembly. Lineage: Eukaryota; Dinophyceae; Prorocentrales; Prorocentraceae.
GCAAAGGCAAGGACGCAAGUCCCGCCGAGAUCAAGGCCAUGCUCGCCAAAGAAGUUGCAGCCGCCACCGAACUCAACACCAAGAAGAUCCUGCUGCAAGAGAUGAGCGCCAUCAAGGUUGACGGUGGUGGUAAGGAGCCAAACAUGUUCGACCUGAGCUGGGAUGAGGAGUUCUUCAGCAGGCUGGACGAAUAUGAAUGUAAGGAGGGAGAGAAGACCGAGCUACGAGAACUUGAGCGUCAAUUACGUGAAGCCAGAUCCAAUCUCAACGAUCGAGGGAGCCGAGUUCAAGAGUGGAAGAACCGCAUGGAGACCUUGAAGAUGCUCGCGACGGAGAGGUUGAACAAAAAGCGUAAGGUCCCAGAGGGAGAGUCCAAGCCGACGGCGGGCGGUGGGGACGGCGGAGGCACCGGUGGAGGACAGCAGUCCCGAGCACCGACGAACGCCGAUACCCGAGCCCAGGAGGCUACGGACCCCUCGCAGAAGGAGGCACAUGAGGCAGCAAUGCAAGAAGCAGCCACGAAGAUUUCAGAGGCCAAGCUCGCAGCCGCAGCAGAG